GGUCCUAUCCAGGAAGUGGAUUCAAGAACCCACCUGAUCAAUUUGAACCAGUAGUAGUAGGCCUACAGUAUAUGUUCCAGGUGCGCUGGACGAAAAGUAUCAACUGGUCAUUAUAUGCGGGAUGUUUUGGAAUGAAACCGGCCGGUUUGGAAUUUGAUUUAGUCUACGGAGGUGCGGAACAGUAACAUGCUGCCGUUUUAUAAUCUCUGUAACAGGAGGGGAUUUACUAGCUGCAGACUAAUCCGUUGAAGAGACCGCAUAUCCAUCGUUAGGACAAUUCGUUUUGCUGUGUUGUGUUGUUCAACAUAGUUUGUGAUACAUUUAUGAAUGUGAUACAAUUUGAUACGUUGUUACGGCGCAAGAGUCCCGAGCGCGGUCACAGAUAGACUGGCGCUAACGGUUCAAGACCAAUAACUGACCAGAUUAAUCUCCAACUAAUCUCCAUGUAUCUGCAACGGUGCUUAGUGAACACAGGCCAUCGGGUUGUCAUUGUACAGUCAGCCUGCAUGCUCUCCAUGUAGCCGGUCGUCGAGAAGUGCGGGGAGAUGCGCGCAGAUGUGGAGUACAGCCCGGUCGGCGAGGGACUGGGGAUGAGCGAGUUCUGGCUCUAUGUGUGGAUGCGAAGGGUCGCAGUGAUCGCUGCCCAUGUCAUAGCGGUGGGUCUCACUGUACUGAUUUCACUACUAUCCCGCCCUGGAACAAGUCUAUUUUCCUGGCAUCCUGUGUGUAUGUCUAUCGCAUACCUCCUGUGCCUGACCGAGGGGAUCCUCCUCUUCUCUCCCGAGGGGACUCCGUUCUGCUUCAAGGCACGGAAGGGUAAAGUCCGUCUGCACUGGUUCAUCCAGGCCCUGGUCAUAUUGGCUGCAGCCACCGGAGUUGGCUUCAUGGUUGCCAGCAAGAAUGUGUCAGAGCGCCCCCACCUGGCCACCUGGCACAGCCUGCUGGGGGUGGGCACCCUGGCUGCCACUGUCCUCCAGGCCGCAUGCGGCAUCUGCCUCCUCUUCCCUAAGCUGCUCAAGCUGUCCCCGCCGCGGCUCAAGCUCUACCACGCCACCUGUGGCCUGGUGGUAUACCUGCUGGCGACUGUGACCGUGGUGUCGGCCAUGUUUUCUGACUGGUUCCAAGCCACGGUGAAGGGGGUGGUGUGGUAUGCUUUCCUGCUGCUGCCACUGUUCCCAGCCCUGGUGAUCAUGAACCAAAUCACUAACGCCUACCUGCCACGCAAGAAGAUCACCACCUGAGACUAAGAUGUAGACCAGGGUUGCCCAACCCUGUUCCUGGAGAGCUACCCUCCUGUAGGUUUUCACUCCAACCCCAGGUGUUACUAACCU
Molecule: messenger RNA, 1331 nt
Organism: Coregonus clupeaformis (lake whitefish)
Lineage: Eukaryota; Metazoa; Chordata; Actinopteri; Salmoniformes; Salmonidae
Product: probable transmembrane reductase CYB561D1
Exons: 3
Coding region: 546-1241 (231 amino acids)
Molecular function (GO): transmembrane monodehydroascorbate reductase activity
Source: RefSeq, a predicted model, not a curated record